This is a messenger RNA of Cydia amplana, 3695 nucleotides long. RefSeq lists its product as uncharacterized. The transcript has 6 exons. Bases 180 to 3695 code for a protein of 1171 amino acids. Gene Ontology annotation, biological process: nuclear polyadenylation-dependent snoRNA catabolic process; TRAMP-dependent tRNA surveillance pathway; nuclear polyadenylation-dependent rRNA catabolic process. NCBI's taxonomy places the organism in Eukaryota, Metazoa, Arthropoda, Insecta, Lepidoptera, Tortricidae. Gene Ontology annotation, cellular component: TRAMP complex. Gene Ontology annotation, molecular function: zinc ion binding; RNA binding. The record is from RefSeq and is a predicted model, not a curated record.
GUAAUGUCAUUUUAGUUGUCACGAAAUGGAGUGCGAUUAGGACGUGUCCGUAAUAAAUAAUUAAACAUCCUUUUUAUUUACUUGUAAUGCUCUUAGCACUUCAAAAGUAACAUCAAACACGCUUUCGAUUAUGUUCAUUUCGUGCAAAGUUUUGUUCGACCCAAAUUUGCUGCGGAAAUAUGGAAGAGGAACUUAACGAAAAUGAUUUGGAGGAGCGGCUGUAUGCUAUGAUCCAUCAUGUAGACGGGACGCAAGCAGAUGAAAUCGCACAACAGAGGCAUGACGCAAGUCCGCGUGUUGACGAAGCGCCGCGAAGCACCGUGAGGCGCUACUGGCGUACAAAUAACAACAGCGCUUUCCAAAAAGUAAACACGCCUAAAGACGCUCCGACCAUCAGAAACACGCCCAACAACAAAACACCUGCAGUUGUAAACAAAAACACGCCUGUGCCCGUCAACAAAAGUCAUGCAGCCGCUGCCGUCUCCGACCCAAAGCCGAAAGAGGAGAAAGACGCACCCGACUCACCACCCGCUGGCCUGUUCAUAUUACAGAACACCGUACCUCAGAAUUAUACAAAAACAGUUGAAAUAUUAGAAAUCGAUGAAAGACCGAAGGUUUUCGAGCUGGAAUCAAGCGAUGAAGACGAAGUUGUUGAAGUUGCAUUACCACCCAAACCCACCAUCACUAUUGAGAGCUCUGAUGAAGAUGAGCUGAUUAUCCAAAAUGAUAAAAAUAUCAAAGAAAAAGACAAGAACAGUUCUAAAGAAAACAAGUCACCAAAUAAAAAUACAAGAGAUGUGUCAGCGAGUCCGGUUCCAUCAGUCCAGUCAUCAAUGUCUGAUGAUUUCAUCCGUGGUGACUGCUUAGCUCUCAACAUAUCCUCUGCACAGCCGGACAGCCAAAGCUUUGAUUUCAGCCUGCACGGAUCAGAUCUUAUUGGGGUUUCAACUCCUGCCAAGAAAAAGAAGAAGAAGAAAUCUAAAGAGAGGUUGACAUCCACUCCCAUCAACCCUGAAUCGUCUAUUCAGGAGCUGAAUAAUACAGAUAACAUCUUUGCCACACCAAAGAGUAAAGCGAAAAACAAGAAACCGAAGACAAAGUCCUAUACUGUGUCUGAGAAAAUCAUUCCAAACCCAGAUGUGUACGAUUCUGACAGCAAUCAGUCAGCUAUUGACGUAAAUAAAAAUCAUGAUGCUUACGCUGUUACGGAUAAAAGCUUUCCAAGUGCUGAUGUCUACGAAUCAGACUCAAGUGUGUGUGAAAUAAUCAAGGAAGUGGGAAAACAGCCAGCACCACAAAAGAAAGCAAAUGAAAAUGAUAGUUCCGACAGAAAUAUAUCUGUAGAGCUAUCAAACAACACUAUAAAUGUGACAGACAAGACCCUGGUUGUUGUAGAUCUGACAAGUGACUACACUACACUUGAUAGUACUCAGAUUGAAGAAAACAUUGUUAUCGGUAAUAUAUCUGGCUAUUCAGACGUACAUGAAUAUGGAGACAGCAUUGAGAACACAACUCGUGAAGAGCUCGGAGAGUUUUGUUCAACAAAAGUGCCACAGAUAUUGUACGAAGACCUGGACUUUGACAACCUGAAGGGGAAGAAUAAAGUGUGUAAGCGCCGGCGGUACUCGCUGACCACGCUGCGGGCCGAGAUGGACAAGUUUUACAAUGAAAGCUGGGGCGGAGAGAACUUUAACCAUCAGGAGAUUCAGAAGAACAUGUCACGAGAUAAGAGCUUGUGGGUGAUUGACCCAAAGGACAGAAUGCCAAACCCGCCGAAAAGGAGAGUCACCUGCAACUACUGCAAUCGCGUCGGGCACCGCGACGACACGUGCCGCCUGAAGCCGGCCGUGUGCUACAUGUGCGGGAACACUGGCCAUUAUGAACCGCGCUGCCCUCGCAAGAUCUGCGUCAACUGCGGCUCCCCGAACUUCAUGUACUCGACGUCGUGCCGCAGCUGCGCGCCGUGGCGCGGCCUCACGUGCGCCGAGUGCGGCCGGCCCGGCCACCCCGCCUCGCACUGCCCCGACACCUGGCGGCGCUACCACGCCACGAUCGACGAAAACAUGCCGUUGGAGCAAUGUGGAGAAAAGCCGCUCUACCAGCUACAGUGUAGCGGCUGCACCCGCCGCGGCCAUCUCGCUCACACCUGCCGCACCUUCCUCCCCCUCUGCUCUCUCCCCGUCCCCACCCCCCACGUCGCGCGCUACUUCCGCCUCUACCCCCCCACUGACACACCCAAGACCCACAAGCGGCUCUCCAAGUCACCCACCACGCACGAGACGCAUGCCAAUAAGAGGAGAAAUAUUUCUGACAGCGAUCUCAAUCGGUCGAGGACGGUUUCUGAAAAUGAACAAAAUCGUCCGAAGAAAAAAUCCGAGGACGGAUGGAACUCGAGGAUGAGGAAAAAUUCCGAAAGUGGAAAUCGGACGAGGAAAAACUCUCAAAGUGCACCCGCUAGCGAACCGAAGGAAGCCAAUAAUGCUGAGGCGGAGAAGGCGCCCGAUUUUAUUCCCGUCGGGACGAAUACGGACAGCAACGGCCAGGUAAUUCAGGACAAUGAGGUAUCCGACACGAGCGAGGUCAAAACAUCGGCUCGCAUCUAUAUGGCUUUUGAUGCAAUGAAGAGAUUAUCCACGCUGGAUGGCCAAGAUUGGCUCAAUCGGUGUAUGGACAGAUUCAACGUGGAUGUUCAAUACAGCAAUACUAGUUCUUUCCUAACUGUAGUCGGCACGGUAGGUGACCAAGAGGCUUUUCGUUCAGAGCUCAGGGCGUGGAGCGGCAGGUCUGAACCCGUGACUCCCGUGGCUGGCGUGGAAAAAGAACCACAAGCAAGAAUCGGUCUGAUACCCCAGAAGAAAAACGACGCAUUACGCAAACUUAACGCCGCUUUCGAGAUGCUCAAAAAUAAGAUAGGUGACCCGAAAGCGAUUUUCAAAGAGUUAACCUAUUUGCAAAACCGUCAUCAGACUAUAAAGAACCAGAAGGUCGUAAGUCCUUUGCAGUUGGAUAAAAACAGAGAAAGACUAAAUAAUAUGUUUAAGAAACUCAACAUGGUGCUCCUCGGGCAAGCUGGUCUAGCCGGAGGAGCCGAGCGUAUGACUGCGCUCUACUCUUUGCAAGAAAAAAUCAUCAACAUCAGAAAUAAAAAGGUACCCCGUCCCUUACGCUCGGAAAUAAGUCAACAUUACCAAAUCAUAUUCACGUCUCUGGCGCGCAACGACUACGCGGAUUUGGUCAAAAAGUUUUACACCACACGCCCACUUAAUCUCAAAACAAAUUCACCGAGCAAAACUAAAAAGAAAAAGAAGAUUGACCAACAACCGAAACCUGUUCUGGCGGUUAAAGAAGUAGUGAAUAUUCAAUCCACGGAUUUCAAUCCGAUGUCUAUCAUUGCAGAACAGCAAUCCCGGCGGCCAAUUGAGAAGGCUAUCAACAUGACGAAAAGAUUGUCGUGGUUCUACUCGCGGCUGUUAGAAAACCAGCCCCGAAACCAAGGCCACGAUCGCAACCCGAUGCGACUCGACAUCGCCAACAAAAUACUUGACGUACAAAAGUGCUUGAGCGAAUUUGAAGGCCAGAUAAAAAAAAAGCAAACGGAAACGAUGAGGAAUGCUUAUAAGGUUCUGCGGCAAGCAAAAGAAUUCCUAAACACCCCGUUCAGGAAGAAAACAAAAAAAGAAAAAAUCUUUUCUUAA